Messenger RNA from Aspergillus oryzae RIB40, 450 nucleotides. RefSeq lists its product as uncharacterized. The record is from RefSeq and is a predicted model, not a curated record. The transcript has 2 exons. Lineage: Eukaryota; Fungi; Ascomycota; Eurotiomycetes; Eurotiales; Aspergillaceae. Bases 1 to 450 code for a protein of 149 amino acids. Gene Ontology annotation, molecular function: oxidoreductase activity, acting on paired donors, with incorporation or reduction of molecular oxygen; monooxygenase activity; iron ion binding.
AUGGAAGGCGCCCGGUUACGGUCUUCCGUGGGACUGCCUCGGAUGGUGACCAAGCCCACUGUCAUUGAAGACAAUGGCAAGAAGCUAAACCUCAAGGCAGGGCAACACAUUCUCUGCAACUUGGUUUCCGCUUCUAUGGACCCGACAAGUUUCCCAGAGCCUGAAAAGGUCAGGCUUGAUCGCGAUAUGGAUCUCUACGCUCAUUUUGGUUUUGGUCCACAUCAGUGCUUAGGUAUUGGGCUUUGUAAGCUAGCGCUUACCACCAUGCUCAAGGUCAUCGGGCGCUUGGAUAAUUUGCGCCGUGCCCCAGGGCCCCAGGGGCAGCUGAAAAAACUGUCUGGGCCUGGUGGAAUUGCAAAAUACAUGAAUCCAAACCAAAGCGGAUUUUCUCCCUUCCCAACGAGCAUGAAGAUUCAAUGGGAUGGUGAAUUGCCGCAGGUGGAGAGGUAG